AUGGCAAGUUUCAACAGCCUAAGAUGGUCUUUAAAGGGUAUGAACGCCCUCGUAGUUGGAGUUGGUGGAAAUAAAGGCAUCGGAUAUACCAUGGCAGAAGAGCUUGCCGGACUUGGAGCGACCGUACAAUAUGCCUGUUCUAGUGACCAAGCACCGUUUUAUGAGAGGAAUCAAGAAUGGGAAAGUAAAGGAGUUAAAGUGACCGGCUCAGUUUUUGACCUCAAAUCUACAACUCAAAGAGAGAACCUCAUGAACACAUUCUCAUCUGCUUUUGAUGGCAAGCUUAACAUCCUUGUAAAGAAAAAUUUGGAAUUUCCAAGUAUUAUGAGAACUUGGGCAAUAAAAAGUAGUAUGAGGAACACCAUUGUUGACUAUCCCUACCGUCUUUCUCUACUUGCAUACCCUCUCUUGAAAGCUUCAGGAAAUGCAAGUGUUGUAUUUCUGGCCUCUUUCGCUGAUCUGAAAGCUGAGCCUGAACUCUCUGCCUUUGCAGAAACAAGCAGUGCUGUGACGCAAAAUUCACAGAAGUUGGCGUGGAAAUGGGCAAAAGACAACAUUCGCACAAACACUCCUAAUGAGAUUUCAUCUCUGGUUACCUUCCUUUGCCUCCCAGCUGCUUCUUACAUCAAUGGAAAAGAAUUUUAUAUCGAUGGACAACAAACAGUUUGUGACCCUGUAGGAAUGUGGAACCAGGGCUGGCCUGGUAAUAGUACUUCCAUCCAUUUGCUGUGGCAAAUGGCAAGGGCAAGGUAA
Prunus mume (Japanese apricot) is the source of this 753-nucleotide messenger RNA. Lineage: Eukaryota; Viridiplantae; Streptophyta; Magnoliopsida; Rosales; Rosaceae. The record is from RefSeq and is a predicted model, not a curated record.